AAAGAAUACUCCGUGAGGGGCGAAAGAGACUCGGUUCGGGAUGACCUUUCCCUUUUCAGCAUGGCUCUGUCCGAUCGCUUGACGACUCCGAAUUCUUUCUCCGAAAUGUUUCUCCUCUCCGCUCCGCAAGUAUAAGAGACGUGCAACUCCGCCAUGCAUUCUUCGUAUUCUGGAUGAAUGCGGAUUUCAUUUGAUGUCGUCAAGAAAAGCUGCGUGUGAUCCCUGCCGGCAGGCAAAAGUUGCCUGCGACCACGGACAACCUGUUUGCCGGCGAUGUCAACGGCGCAAUAAAGCCUCGCAUUGCGUGUAUAGAGUUUCUCCGUUCAGAAGAGUGAGGAUUGACGGCGGUCCUGCUGAGGAACCGUCUGAGCCUCGGUCGCUUCUGCAACGCGAAGAGCGGUCUGAGAAUGCCACUCCGUUACGUCGCAGCCGUUAUCCGAACCCAGGCCACCUUGGAUCGUCAAGUCAUGUUGCUCUCUUUGAUCAGAUCUCAUAUGAUAGUCCUACUGCCGCCAACGCGAGCUCAAGAGCCGAUCUUGCUGGUCCAGGACAAGAUGAUGUCGGCGAGUCGAUUGGAUCAGGAAUUGCGUGUACAGAUCUAGCCCAGAAGCUGGAGGGAUUCCUUGAUCAGUUCCGGAUUGCCUCAUUGGCAGAUCUGGUGAAGUUCUGGCUCGCAAAAGGUGUUAACCUGGCUUUAGCAGAACCUAUUGUACUGCAAUGUACAGAGGGCGCCGAGCAAUUUCUGGCAAUACGAAGGUCGACUGGUUCGAAUACUUACAGUUCACUUGUCCAAGAUCUCCUGAAGAGCUCAGCAAAGCCACUGGUAUUCGGAAAGACAUCGACAUUGUCCGAUUACACACAUCAGUUCUGCGGAGAAAAUAUGCGCUUGGAGACUCUUGGAAUAUUUUUGAUUGCCGUAAUUCGAGCGAGCAUCGACAUCCCAUUCUUCCCUCCGUUGUAUGCUACAGAAGCCGAGAGACAUCACUUGCGACAGCUUGGAACUGCAAUUAUCAGCUGUACGCUAGAACUUUGCUUGUCACUCGAUUGUCUGAAUGAUCUGCAACUUAUCUUUCAAUACGAACACUGGAUUUUAAUGUCGUAUGUUUAUGGUGACCAGAGCUAUGGCGCCUGGAGGAAGCUUGGCGAUGUUAUAGCAUCUAUCUAUGCUCUCGGCUAUCAUGAGAAUAUCGAGGCCAGGUCUAAUACGCCCCCGUUUUUGACAGAGUUGAGGAAGACAGUGUUUGCACGAGCCUACUCUGGAGAUAAGAAUGUCGCCAUCUUUCUUGGACGCCCGCCACGAAUGAGUACAAAGUUUGCCUACUUCCAGAUACCAUCCGCAAGGGCGAAUCCGGAGAGUGGGGAGUUUCUCCAAGAUCGUGAAGUUAGAGUUCAAGCAUGGGAUCCUGCGUGCGAAAUGAACUAUAGAGCAGAAACUCGCUGGUCCGCACUCUGUGCCUUUAUUAAGGAGGAUAUUCUGGAAUUGCUAUAUAGUGGCCGUCGCAAUGAUCCUGCAAAGAUUAGGCGAACGGAUGAGCAAUGGCAAGCCUUGCCUGCUCAUUUCCGACUUGAGGGCAAGCUAAAUGAUUGUAUUACGACGAGCCCAUUUGAGCGCGACUUUCUGCUCAGUACACGCCUUAAUCAUCUGCAGGUCAAAUUCCUCCUCCAAUUCGUAUUGCUCGACUCUCUGGCGCAGCCUGACGAAGUGAUCGUUACCAUCACUCAGCAGAUGCUCUCACUUGUCGUAGAAGGCAUUCUUCUGCGAGACCAGCUGGCCAAUUCUGGCACUGGCUUUAUUUGGAAGAUAGUACAUUAUGGUCUACCGGCUGCUGGUAUUAUCCUCCUUGCAAUGCUCAAACAGCCGGACCGCCUUCGGUGGCGGCGAGGACGAGUCUGGCAAGACUUUACCAUUUUAGUAGCAGAGGUCCAAAUGGGAUCCUUUAUUCGCGAAUGGGAACCAGACUAUGCGUUGCUCUCGAAAGCCACUCAAACAAUUCAAAGAUUCCUCGACAUCAGUCAAAACGACGACAUCGACACUUCAGAUCCUGCCCCUGCCCUAGAAGAGACUUCAUCAUCUGAUGACUGGUUUAGUCUUCUCAAUCCCGAUCCGUGGCACCUGGAGAUGAAUUUUUGGAGCAAUCUCGGAGAACAUUCCUUUCUCUCGAACAUGGAUCCUGCAUUACAGGCAAUGCAAUAAGUGGGCAAGAAGCAGGAACGGCGUCAGUAAAGGUCGCUAGUGCGUUCAUAGUGCAGUGGAGUUGCUUGCGGACCGGCUUUCGGAGAGGGUCACGGAGUGUCGAUUUGGCUCUUCGGUCAGUCUUGGAGUAAGUUGUGCAACUACACCAC
Molecule: messenger RNA, 2343 nt
Organism: Mollisia scopiformis
Lineage: Eukaryota; Fungi; Ascomycota; Leotiomycetes; Helotiales; Mollisiaceae
Exons: 5
Coding region: 194-2194 (666 amino acids)
Biological process (GO): regulation of DNA-templated transcription
Cellular component (GO): nucleus
Molecular function (GO): DNA-binding transcription factor activity, RNA polymerase II-specific; zinc ion binding
Source: RefSeq, a predicted model, not a curated record